AUGGUAAUCGUUGCAUUAUCAUCUUCCCUAUUCUCCUCCUUACCUCCCCACGACCCCACUCCUUCCUCAUCCGCCCCCCCACGUCCGCCUAUCCCCAUUCCCAAGUACCCCCCACCUCGAAAAUCCCAACCCCCACCACCACCAUCAAAUCCCGCCCUCAAAUACCACCGCAACUCCAAAUACUACAAACCCAUCCACCACAACACCGUCAUCCCCUCCGACGGCGACCGCUCCGUCAUCAUCGGAGAAUCCGGCGUCUCCUACCUCCUCCCCGGCGCCCCAUUCGAGUUCCAGUUUAGCUACUCAGAAACUCCCAAAGUGAAACCCUUGGCCAUCCGUGAACCGGCUUUCCUACCGUUUGAGCCUCCGACAAUGCCGAGGCCGUGGACCGGGAAAGCGCCGUUGAAGAAGUCGAAGAAGAAUAUUCCGCUUUUUGAUUCGUUUAAUCCUCCGCCUCCUGGGAUGAAAGGUGUUAAGCAAGUUGAAAUGCCGGGGCCUUUUCCGAUUGGGAAGUAUCCGGAAGAGGGAAUAAGUAGAGAGGAGAUACUCGGGGAGCCUCUUAAGAAGUGGGAGAUACAGAUGCUUGUUAAGCCUAUGGCGUCUGAUAAUCGCCAGGUUAAUCUCGGAAGGGAUGGAUUAACGCACAACAUGUUGGAGUUGAUACAUUCUCAUUGGAAGCGUCGUCGCGUCUGUAAAGUUCGUUGUAAAGGUGUUCCCACGGUUGAUAUGGAUAAUGUUUGCCGCCAUAUUGAGGAGAAAGCAGGAGGGAAAAUAAUUCAUCGAGUUGGUGGCAUAGUUUAUCUUUUCCGUGGAAGAAAUUACAACUACCGUACUCGUCCACAGUAUCCAGUGAUGCUCUGGAAGCCAGCUGCUCCUGUAUAUCCAAAACUUAUACAAGAUGCUCCAGAAGGAUUAACAAAAGCUGAAGCAGAUAAAUUACGGAAGAAAGGGAAAAGUCUGUUGCCAAUAUGUAAAUUAGCCAAAAAUGGAGUAUACACAACACUUGUAAAGGAUGUAAGAGAUGCUUUUGAAGGAAGCCAUUUGGUGAAGAUUGACUGCAAAGGAUUGGAUCCUAGUGAUUACAAGAAAUUAGGUGCCAAGCUGAAGGAUUUGGUUCCUUGUGUGCUAUUGUCUUUUGAUGAUGAACAAGUAUUGAUUUGGAGGGGCAAAGACUGGAAAUCAAUGUACGCAAAAGCUCCAGUUUUCGUUACAAGGAAUUUGGACAAUACAGGCAUGGGCAACACGGUCAACUCAAGCCCAAAAAUGUUAUCUCUGUGGAAGAGUGCGAUUGAGUCGAACAAAGCUUUGUUGCUAGAAGAAUUUAAUCUUGGACCUGAUGCUCUCUUGGAGAAGGUAGAAGAAUUUGAGGGUAUUUCACAGGCCACAGAGCACUCCCAUCCAGCAUUUAUUUCUUCCAGUGAAGAUGCUUUUGAAGGUUCAAUUGAAGAAGGUGGUACAGAAGACAACUAUUCAAAUGAAGAAGGCCUAGAUGAUGUUGAUGAUUAUGAUAGCAACAAUGAUGAUGAAGAUGAUUAUGAUUACUACAACGAUGACGAACACGAUGAGUUUAACGAUAUAGUGGUUACAUCUGCUCAACCUGGAUCGCUGCCAAUUGAUUCGCUUGUUGAUAAGCUCAAACUAAGACAAAAGGAGUAA
Vicia faba (fava bean) is the source of this 1656-nucleotide messenger RNA. The record is from the annotation of a GenBank genome assembly. Lineage: Eukaryota; Viridiplantae; Streptophyta; Magnoliopsida; Fabales; Fabaceae.